This is a messenger RNA of Indicator indicator, 1794 nucleotides long. RefSeq names its product kelch like family member 34 (gene KLHL34). The record is from RefSeq and is a predicted model, not a curated record. NCBI's taxonomy places the organism in Eukaryota, Metazoa, Chordata, Aves, Piciformes, Indicatoridae. The transcript has a single exon. The coding region runs from base 1 to 1794 and encodes 597 amino acids. Gene Ontology annotation, molecular function: protein binding.
AUGAGCUACUUCCUGUCCUACUGCAAAGCGCACUGCGCCGCCGUGCUCGCCCAGUACCAGAGCCUGAGAGCCGAGGGCUUGCUGUGUGAUAUCCUGCUGAAAGUGAAGGAAAAUGAGUUUCCUGCACACAAGUCCCUCUUGGCCUGCUCCAGCGACUAUUUCCGGGCCAUGUUCAAAAGCUACACCCAAGAAUCCAAAGCCAGCGUGAUUCAGCUCCAAGUCGUCUCCCCCACCGGCCUCCAGCACAUCCUGGAUUUCAUUUACACCUCCUUUUUGCCCCUUUCCUUCGAAAGCCUGGAAGAUACCUUGGAAGCUGCAAGCUACUUGCAAGUGACUGAUGCCCUUGGCUUGUGCAGUCAGUACUUGGUUAAGAGCCUUGCCCUGGAAAACUGCUGCUUCUCUGCCAACGUGGCAAGGAGGUUCUACCUGCCGGACGCCUUAGCAGCCACGGAAAAAUACAUCGCCGACAACCUCUGGAAGCUGCUGGACUUGGAUUUGCCAGGCCUGCUGGAGCUGAACUUCAGGUCUCUGCUAGCUGUGGUUCAGUCCCCAGAUCUUGCAAUGGUGCAAGAAAGCUGCCUGCUGGAUCUGGUGCUGCUGUGGCUGAAGCAGGACAAAGCCAGGCUGGCUCACGCCAGCAGCCUUUUAGAGCACGUCAGGUACGGCCUCGUCCCCGUGCAGGAGCUGAGGAGAACCUACACGCAGUCAGACGUGCCCCUCUCUGCAGGUAUCAAGUGCUUGCUCAUUAAAGCAAUCAACUACCACAUGGCUGUGUCCAAGCAGCCUGUCCUGCAGGACAAGUCCACCACGCUGAGGAACCCAAAGACUCGGAUUGUCCUGCUGGGGGGAGGGACGGCGAGCGAGGGUCUCCUCACCGAGGUGGUGGCCUUUGACGUUUACAAUCACAAGUGGAGAGCUCUCACCCAGCUGCAGGACAGGCUGCAGAACCACAGCGUGUGCGUGGUGGGCAACUUCCUCUACGUCUUGGGUGGGGAGAUAGAAAGUGAUACCCCGGGAGAUGGCAAAACAGGGGCAGCCUUCUACAUCACCAACAAGGUCCAUCGGUACGACCCCAGGUUUAACACUUGGGCACAAAUCCCGGGCAUGCUGGAAAAGAGGUGCCAGUUCUCCUGCUGUGUCCUUGGCAAGGAUAUCUUUGCCAUUGGGGGAAGGGGUGAAGGUGGUGUGCUGCACUCCUCCGUGGAAGUCUACAACAUCAGCAGGGACAGGUGGGUGAAGGCCAGGGAGCUGCCGUGCAAGCUCCACGGCCACGCCAGUGCCAUCUGCAAGGACACGAUCUACAUCUCGGGGGGCAAGUACUCGGAGCCAGGCAGCACCAGCAAGGACCUGUACUCCCUGAGCUCCCCUGAAGGGCAGUGGACACAGCGAGCCCCCAUGAGCAUCGCUCGCUUCGGGCACCAGAUGGCAAGCCUCAGAGAGGCCAUGUUCACCUUUCUGGGCUUGUAUGAACCCUUCUCUGAAAUAGAAAGGUACAACCCGGAGCAAAACCAAUGGACCCGGCUGCGGCCCCUCACCUACGACCGGUUUUGCUACGGCCUGGCGGUGGUGGAGGAGACAGUGCUGCUGAUUGGGGGCAAGAAAUGGCAGAACUCCAGGGAGGUCCCCACGCAGGAUGUGGUUGGCUAUGACAUCGACAACGACGGCUGGGAGGAGAUAUGCAAAGCUCCUUUGCCCUGGUGCGGGCUGCAGUGCGCAGUGCUGGAGCUCAGCGAGCUGCCAGGGGAGCAGGAUGGUGACAGCCAGACGAAGAAGCACAGAGUCACAGGACCAUAG